Messenger RNA from Pieris rapae (cabbage white), 718 nucleotides. RefSeq lists its product as uncharacterized. Lineage: Eukaryota; Metazoa; Arthropoda; Insecta; Lepidoptera; Pieridae. The record is from RefSeq and is a predicted model, not a curated record. Bases 140 to 649 code for a protein of 169 amino acids. The transcript has 5 exons.
AAGAAAUAACAAAGCCUGUUUAGAAGAUCAUUUAGGAUAUCUUGAGAGACUUGCUCAGGAAACGUUGUAUAAAAUAGAAAAAGAUGUCAAAUUUUGCAACUUGAAAGUCGAUGACUUUAAUCAAACUGUAAACAAUCGAAUGUACUCGUGGCACGUAUCAGGCUCAGUUCAAUAUACAGAUAAUUUCCUGAUUUCUAUACAAAACGUAGAUUUGGAGAAAAUUUCUUCGGUUAUCACUAGGAGAAUAGUGAAUGACGUGCCACAAUACCAGGCUGGAAUUAUGUUCACCUUAGUUUUCAACGACGCAAAAAUAGGAUUUAAUGCUUUGGUGAAACUGGCUGAUCAACCAGAGAAACGAUAUACUUCAGAUUAUUUGUUUGACUCGAUAUCUUUUCCUUUAUCGAUAGUCCGAAUUGUAAACACAAAUGAGACAACAUACACCGCAUUCGGUGCUGAAACUUUAGCGCGAUUGAAGAAGAUGAACUUUUUGCCAUCCACGAAUGUCACUGAAGUUCUACGAAGGAACUUUGACAGUAGUUCCAUAGGUAACUCAUUUACUAAAUGGGCCAGACAAACUUUUCUACCAAUAAUGGAAGAACUUGAAGACAUAAUAACAUUUCCUAAAAUAAGACUGGAUGGAUGCAAAUAAGGAACUGAACAGAACUUAACUAUAAAAAAAAUAUAUUACAUUCAAUAAAAAGGCAUAUUCUUUAAUUUA